This is a messenger RNA of Staurois parvus, 477 nucleotides long. The record is from the annotation of a GenBank genome assembly. Lineage: Eukaryota; Metazoa; Chordata; Amphibia; Anura; Ranidae.
AUGGGCCCCUGUACCGCCUCCCCAUGCUGCUGCCAGGCCCGUAAUCUGCCAUGGGCCCCCGUACCGACUCCUCAUGCUGCUGCCAGGCCCGUAAUCUGCCAUGGGCCCCUGUACCGCCUCCUCAUGCUGCUGCCAGGUCCAGAGAGUGUGUCAUGGGUCCCUGUACGGCCUCCCAUUGCUGCUGUCUCUAUCGCCACACUCUGCCAUGUGCCACUUUCAGGUCUCCUCACACUGCUGGUGGUUUCCAUUUUUGUCAUAGGGUGCUGUAUGGCCUCCCAUUGCUGCUGCCUCCACCGCCACACUGUGGCUCCACACUCUGGUUUUGGCCCCGUGACUGCCCAAAUGAGUGAAGUGUGCGGUGAUUCUAAGAUCGACGGCACUCAUCUGCAUGUCAUACUGCCUGACAGUAUUAUUUCUCUUCCCCAGCAGACUCCAAGGGCAUUUAAAUUAAAGGUACAGUGUUCAGCACUAAUAUUA